GAAUUAGACUAAAACGUUUAUUUCAAUUUGAAAUAAGAUCCUAACAGUUUCCCACUGUUAGUUGUCUAACAGUGGGAAACAGCAGACAAACAAAUAGUUAUUUUUCUUUUAAAUAAUGUGGCAAAACCCCACCAAGGCUUCUGCUUUGUCCUUGUUUUUUAAUUCAUAACAUUGAGAAACGCGCAUUGAAAUCCUCACUUGCAGUCCUGCUAUUUGGCCACCAGGGGGAAGCACAAACAAGCUGUGAAAACAAAACAAGCUGGCAUAAGGUUUAUGAGAUAUAUAAGCGCAACUACAAUUAUUAUCUUUAUCUUUUGGCGAAUUUGGAGUGUUGCAUCCAGAGUUAUGAUUUAAAACAAACAAUAAAAAUCAGCAUCUACCUACAUUAGUGCAUCAGUGGUUAUCAGUGCAAUACUAUAAAAAUACCACACAUCAGUUCUAGUGAUGAGGUGAUUUAAUACUUUUAACACCUGGAGGUCAUCAAGUUCAGGACAUCAUGGUUAUACUCAUGGUUUCAACAGUCCAGGGAGAUUUCUCACCACUUACAAGAAGGACUAUGGACCCGUCAGGGAGCGCUACCCACAUCUGAACUCCAGAGAUGAGCCUCCUCCUUCUUCUGCCUUCAUGUCUUCAUUUGGCAUCCUCACACCUUCCAUUUCCGUGGCAAAUCAGGGCAUUGGCCCCGCCCUGGCGGUACACUGGACGCAGGAUGCAGGAGUUGCCAGGGGGACUGAGCUCUUCCUUGGUCAAGAGGAUGAAAGUCAGCAGCGCCGUGUUUGUGAUAGAUGUGGUGGAAAAGCAAACAUGUUGCAGCAGCAGGAGGCAAACGAUACCAAGACUGAGAUUGUCUACAAGGGAGGUGUGGUUGUGCUGUCUUCCACCGAUGGUCCGCCCAGCUGUAAUGAUUUUCUAAGAAAUCUACUGAGAGAAAGUGGACUGCAGCACCUGCUCAGCUCUCCUCAAGGCUGGUCUGCUGUUGACACAAACAAAGAUGACCAACACUGUGAUAAGAGUGCCUUCUUGUGGGGUUUGAGCGCCUCCUCCCUCCAGAACCCUUUAGCUCAGGGCAGCCGCUGUGCAAGGGGACCUGAGUGCUUUGAGCUGAAAACCAUCUGUCAGAGCAGCGCCCUGCCUCAGGCCCACGUACAGCCAGCAACUUACUGCACAGAGACUAGGAGGAAGCUGCCGCAAACAGAGUACCAGUUCAACUAUGGCUCUAAGAUACAGAGUGGCCAAAGGAAGCUCUGUACUCAGCAGGAUGCCUUCUCCGAUCGCCCACCUUGUCACUGGUCUACAGUCUGAAUCUUGACUCAAUACAGAUCGUUCAGAAAAAAA
Molecule: messenger RNA, 1335 nt
Organism: Neolamprologus brichardi
Lineage: Eukaryota; Metazoa; Chordata; Actinopteri; Cichliformes; Cichlidae
Source: RefSeq, a predicted model, not a curated record